UCGACGUUAUUGUUACAGCUGUAUUUAUUAUUCACCAAAUUUAUUCAAUCCCCACCACGAAAACCAGCUUUCACCAUGAACACGGCGAUGUUCGCGAGAGUUACCUUCUAUCCCACUCUCCUCUAUAAUGUGGUAAUGGAGAAGAUCACAAGUAGGAGAUGGUACGAUAGGAUGGAUGAUACAGUUAUCCUCGGCGCCCUACCUUUCCAGAGUAUGACCAAACAGUUGAAAGAAGAGGAGAAUAUCAAGGGAGUUGUCUCAAUGAAUGAAACAUAUGAACUCAAGAUCUUUUCCAAUGAUGCAGAGAAAUGGCGGGAGCAAGGCGUGGAGUUCCUGCAACUGGCCACUACUGAUAUAUUCGAAGCGCCCGACCAAGACAAGCUGUUUGAAGGAGUGAAGUUUAUCAAUAGGUUCUUGCCAAUCGCUGGCAAGUUGACUGCCGUGCCAACUGAAGAGAGGCAGAUCAACAGUGGCACCGUGUACGUACACUGUAAGGCGGGACGCACGCGGAGCGCUACCCUCGUCGGCUGUUACCUCAUGAUGAGGAACGGCUGGUCACCAGAGGAAGCAGUGGAGUACAUGCGCAACCGACGGCCGCACAUCCUGCUCCACACCAAGCAAUGGGAGGCGCUACACAUAUUCUACAAAAGGCAUAUACACACGUAACGUGACCAUAGACAAUAACUUUAGGCAAUAUGUACAUGACAGUUUUUAUUCUGUGGAUAUUUAAUACUUAGCAAUAAUAGAAUAUUACCAAAACGUAGAUAGACGGUCAUAUCUCAAUUUAUAUGAAA
This is a messenger RNA of Achroia grisella, 794 nucleotides long. It is a transcript of the gene PTPMT1, whose product is annotated as phosphatidylglycerophosphatase and protein-tyrosine phosphatase 1. Lineage: Eukaryota; Metazoa; Arthropoda; Insecta; Lepidoptera; Pyralidae. The coding region runs from base 76 to 666 and encodes 196 amino acids. The transcript is spliced from 6 exons. Gene Ontology annotation, biological process: protein dephosphorylation. The record is from RefSeq and is a predicted model, not a curated record. Gene Ontology annotation, molecular function: protein tyrosine/serine/threonine phosphatase activity; phosphatidylglycerophosphatase activity; phosphatidylinositol-4,5-bisphosphate 5-phosphatase activity.